Molecule: messenger RNA, 2931 nt
Organism: Manduca sexta (tobacco hornworm)
Lineage: Eukaryota; Metazoa; Arthropoda; Insecta; Lepidoptera; Sphingidae
Exons: 2
Coding region: 1-1293 (430 amino acids)
Cellular component (GO): nucleus
Molecular function (GO): DNA binding
Source: RefSeq, a predicted model, not a curated record
AUGGUACAGCAGUUUUUAAAACGGCACCCAGACCUCAUCCCUAGACAGCCUCAAAAUUUAACUUCAUCCAGAGCUUCAGUCACAACGUCACAGUUAAAGAAUUGGUUUAACGAAGUCAGCACCUAUCUUGAAGAAAACAAUUACACAAAUAUUUUGGUUGAACCUCAUCGAAUUUUUAAUAUGGAUGAGACUGCAUUUUUGAAUCCGAAAGGGAACAAGGUACUAGCAGCUAAAGGCGAAAAAUCGGUGUACCAGCAAGUUAACUCGGACGAAAAAGAAUGUUUCACAGUUCUUUUAGGUGGUAAUGCUGCUGGUGAAGUUCUACCGCCCAUGGUUAUUUUUAAGUAUUUAAGAAUGCCAAGAGAAUUAAGCUUGUCUGUUCCUGUAACUUGGGGUAUUGGACGGUCCGACAGUGGUUGGAUGACGAUGGAGACAUUUUUUGAAUAUAUCUGCAAUAUAUUUGAUAAAUGGUUGAAUGACAAUGGUAUUCAAAAACCAGUCAUACUUUUUAUGGAUGGGCACACAUCACACAUAUCAUUCCACGUGAGCAAGUAUUGUUCGGAAAAUGGGAUAAUCCUAAUUGCUCUCUUUCCUAAUGCCACUCAUCUCUUACAGCCCAUGGAUGUAGCUAUUUUCAGAAGCUUAAAGGGCGCCUGGAAAACUGCUGUGCAGUCUUGGCGUUUAGAGCACAUUGAUUCCCCAAUUUUGAGAAAAACUCAUUUUUGUCCUUUGCUAAACAAAGUACUUAAAGACACAUUAUCACCUGAAAUGUUUCAAAACGGGUUUCGUAAGUGUGGACUCUCACCCUGGAAUCCUGAUGAAGUGUGCGGUGCACCAGAACAACCAACAGAUGAAUUCAUGGCAUUACGAAAAAUUACGAAAAUUAAAGAACUGGAAAUGGGCCUUAAAUUCCUGGACAAAUAUAUUGCUUCAGAAAAAAUUGACGAAAAUAUUGGAUUGUUUCAAUUUUAUAAAAAGAUUGAAGACCUACUAACAAAAACUAAAGAAGUCUUACCACCAACUGAAAUUAUCUCUACCUUGAAUAAUUCUACAUCAGAACGAGGCAGUACAACUCAAAUAUUACCACCGCUUAAUACAGUCCCGAGUUGCGAUCCAUUGACAAUGCCAUCUACAUCACAAGCUACAACUUUGGAUUUUCCGUUCCAAUAUUUACCCCUAAAUGAAGACCCUAAAACUCCCUGCAAAGAAGUCUAUGAAAGCACUACUCAAAAUCUCGAAGGCACAAUAAACACAGGAUCAUUGAUAGAACCACCUAUAUCAAGUCAUUUAUAGGCCACAAGAAAGUUGUUCAAAGAAUUCAGAUAAUAUGAUAAUACCUAGUCCAUUUAAAAGAGCAUUGUUUUGGCCAACUCCUAAACAAAACUCAAAAGGAAGAAAGAAAGAAAAAGUGCCAUCUGUUGUAUCAUCUUUGGAAUGGCAAAGAUACCAUGAAAACAAACUGAAGAAAAAGACUGAAUUAGAGAAUGAGAAAAAAAGAAGAGCUGAGGAAAGGAAAAAAAAGAAAGAAGAGACUGAAAAGGCACGAAAACUUAAGACUGAUAAGAAGUUAUUAAAGAAAAGUAAAAAUAUUUUAAAAAACAAACUUAAAUAGACUGACUAUGAUAGCUCAACUACUGAAGAAGAGUGGGUAGAAUCUGGAGAUAGUGUGAAUGAUAUUUCUGAUGAAGUCACUGAUGAGGAAAACGAAGAAGAAAGAAACGAGAAAGAAAGGAAUGAGGAAGAAAGAAAUAAGGAAGAAAGUAGAAUUAAGCAAGGUGACUAUGUUAUCGUUAAGUUUCCUGUCAAAAAGAGAUAUUACAAAUAUGCUUGUAUUGUCCAAAAAGUAACUAAAACAGAAAUUGAAGUUAUGGCAAUAGUAGCAUGUGAUGAGUCUAAAACAGUAUUCAAAGAAAAUGAUAGGGAUAUCAGUGCUAUAAUUAAAUCUCAAAUAAUUGAAGUCCUUGAUGUACCAAAUAUGAUUAUAACUGGUGAUAGAAUAAAGUACAAAUUUGAUAGUGCCUUAGAAGUUGAUGGAUAAGUAAUUAUUAUCUAAGUUAAUUAAUUAAGUAUAUCAAGCACACUGAUGCCCUUAAAACUCCAACUGCAUUAAUUAAAUAUUAGGUAUGUCAACUAUUAGUGCAUUUGACUGUCUACUUAUGGUGAUUGUCUUUUUUUGUGAUGUUAUCUAGUAGUACUUAAGACAAUAUAAUAAAAAUAAUUAAUAAUAAUUUAAGUAUGUUGAUUAUUGAAAAUUUUAUUACUUAAGAUAAUUCUCUAAGAUACACUGCGUUCAUAUAAACAGCUGUAAUUGUUUUGUUUUAAUAAAUAUAUAAUUAAUAUGUCUAUAUAAACAGUGUUUUCAUUAAAGUGUCGAGCAUUAGUGACUUUACCUUAAUCAUUUUUAUUACUUACAAUAAUGUGAUAACAUAUUUUCAACACAUUAUGCUCUAAAUAUUAAGCAGAAUUAAACAAAAUAUACUUAAUACUACUUUAUUUUAGGGGACAAUGGAUAUCCACAACGACCAUGGUUGAUGACUCCAAUUUUAGAUGCUGCACCCAACUCUUCAGACUCCAAUUACAACACAAAGCACAUGGAAGCUAGAGUUGUAAUUGAGAACAAAUUUGGGAGACUGUAAAAUCGAAUAAGAACAGAACUCUUCAUUACAAGCCAUUAAAAUGUGCUCAAAUUAUACAGAAAUGUUGUGUGUCACAUAACAUACAUAGGUAUUAAUUGCGGAACAAUAGAACAGGAAGAAAUCCUAGAUAUCGAUAAAAAAAAAACUACUCAAUCCUAUAACUAUCAUGUUUGUUACAUGAUAAUAAUAUUGAACUCAUUUAUUUGUAGGAUUGGAGAAUGAUGAUCAAUCAAAACUAUGAGAUCAUAACAGUGCCAGAAACGAAAUAUGCCUCCACAAGAGAGAAUGUUUCCUA